UAAUGAAAUAAAACAAAAUAUAUUUAACUUUAUUUCUAUAUACUGAUUUUAUAUGAUGUAACAUAUUAAUUCGAUUUGAUAUGGUCGUUGCAUAACGCUAGGAAAAAAAAGCAGUCUUUUUUGUAAAAAAUGUUUCAACGAGAUGACAUUGAAGAACAGCUGCUGUAUUUGAAAGACUUUCAACCCAAGGAAACUAACCUGACUAUACUAAAUACAAUUUUAGAAGAUAUUGCAAAAACUGGACAGUAUAUAUUUCCAUGGCACUACUUAAAGCGUUUGUAUUUAUGGAAACUUCAAAAAGUUAUGUCAGAUUUUCUUGAAACAAAUCAGAGCUUAAAUUCUGCUAAUAAGGAAGAGAACUUGAAUGAACUUAAAGCUAUUAAAGGCAAACUUCUUGAAACAUUUGAUCGCUUUUUAAGUGCUCCAUUUACAUUACAAAGACUUACAGAACUUCUUCUCAAUCCUCAAAAGCAUUACAAAAGUACUUUAAAAUACUUUAGAGCUUUAGAAAAGAAUAUAUUUGUUCAAACCACAAUAGAGCCUGUUUCUGCUGAAGAAGCAGGAAUUAAAUCUCUCAGCCAUUCAUUUUAUGAUAUUGGAAAUCUCUGUGUUAAUGGCUUUGCUAAUGCUCAACAAUCUGAAGCUAUUAAUAAGUCAAAAACUAUUGAAUAUCAAACGCCAAGUGAUACGGUUUGCACUUUCGAUGAGUCAAAUAAAAUAUUAAAUCCAAAGACAGAGUUUCAAAAUGAUAACUUGUUAAUUGAAAACAAUUCAAAUUCUGAAAGUUGUAAAAUACAAAACCAUGACAGUAGUUUAUCAACUAAUGAUAAAACAUUUGAUGAGAAGCUGGAUAAAAACUCUACCCUUAUAAUAGCUGAAAAUAGUGCUUUAAAUGAGUCCGAUGCAAUCAAUUUAGAAGCAACAGAGCAAAUGAUUACAGAUAAAGAAGAAAAAGCAUCAGAAAAUGAAAAAGAUUAGUUACAUAACACUUUGUUGUGCUAUCCAACAAAAACAUAGUUGACAUUAUUUAUAAACUCAGAAAGUGGUGGUUAAACACCAAUAUGGUAACCAUGAUCAUGGUAACCAUUAACAUAUUGUAUAAUAAUCAAUAAAAUUCUUAUUACUUUA
Messenger RNA from Hydra vulgaris (swiftwater hydra), 1128 nucleotides. Its product is annotated as serine/threonine-protein phosphatase 4 regulatory subunit 2. NCBI's taxonomy places the organism in Eukaryota, Metazoa, Cnidaria, Hydrozoa, Anthoathecata, Hydridae. The record is from RefSeq and is a predicted model, not a curated record. Gene Ontology annotation, molecular function: protein phosphatase regulator activity. Gene Ontology annotation, cellular component: nucleus; cytoplasm; protein phosphatase 4 complex.